GCGAGCUGAGGUGGACGUUGGCGAGGGCAAAUGGCGGCUGAUGACUUAUGCCUAGCCCAUCUCCCUGCCGAGCUCGUUGUUGCUGUCCUUGGCUUUCUCUCGACCCCAGAAGACGUCAUGGCAGUGACGGGUGCGUCGCGGACGCUGCGGGCGUUUUGGAAGUGGAAGCGGUUUGGCGACGGAUGGUGCUGGUAUUGCUGCCCGAUGUGGACGAUGACGAAGGCGACGCGGGUGAUGACAAAGCCGAGGCAGGCGAUGAAGCGGGCGAUGGAUGGGAAGGGUCUGCUAUGAUCUCGAUGGGUGUGCGGGUGCUGGGAGUCGCUCCGAGGACGACGAUGGCCGGGCUCAAGGGCGACGGCGAGGCGGGCGAGGUGCCGGGCAGCUGGCGAGAGAUCUUCCUUGAGCUAUUUGUGCGGCGGCGAUGGGCGCGCGGGCAGCUUGUGCAGCCAUGGAACUGGGACUUGUUGUUGCCGGGCUCUCGACAUGCUUCUGUCUCGCUCAAGCAUGAAGCGAUGGCGCAGGCGUACAGAUUUGUCGGGGACAUGGCCAAGCGGGUCGAGGUCGAAGGACACGCAAAAGGGCUAUCGAUUCGUGACCAGGCCCUCUGGCUCCGGCUGUUCAAGUGGAUGGAUGUGGUGGGUGUUGCGGUCUACCGCGAUCUCCUGGACGAGCAGCCCGGGUGGGCAGAGAUCCGUGUGGCACUGCCUGCCGCGCCGCAGCUGCCUGGCACCCGGACCGGGUUUGGUCAGCGCUUCGACGAUGUUGCCGACGCCAUGCGCCCAUCGCAGUGGGUCGAAGUUGUUGUUCGCCGAACAGUGUUAGGCCGGCGCGGCCGGCUGCGGUUUAACAUGUGUCUCGUCAGCUCGUCGGCGCUCGGCGGUCCGGGACGCAGCGACGGCAUGGUCGAGAACACAGGCGCGGUGACAGAGGGCGUGAUGGCGGCGCUUGGCCUCGAUGCCGGCGAGCACACACUUGGCGUCCUACUCAUCUGCGAGUAUCUGGUGACUGCCGCGGCGAGCUUGGUGUUUUCCAAGCUCCAUAGUGAUGUCGACGGGUUCGAGGGCGCGCCGCCGCCACCAUCGCAAGCGCUGCGAUCGGCCACCGACGGCGGACUCUCGAUUGUUCGCGACGCCGCCGACACAAUUGUGGCGCACGCCGCGUCCGAAACUGGAGCAGUGCUGCGGCAGCCGUCAUGGAUGUCGCUACUGUCGGAGUGAGCGCCACUACCUGCCUGCGGUGAUUGCCGUGGGCUGUACUGUCGGUGGUUGCCGGCGGCCAGAGCAGAGAUAUAACACAUCCAUGCCCGCC
Messenger RNA from Thecamonas trahens ATCC 50062, 1308 nucleotides. RefSeq lists its product as uncharacterized. The coding region runs from base 48 to 1217 and encodes 389 amino acids. The transcript has a single exon. Lineage: Eukaryota; Apusomonadida; Apusomonadidae. The record is from RefSeq and is a predicted model, not a curated record.